AUGUGUGGCAUUAUCGCCCUGAUCCUUGGGCAUAUCGGUGAUGAUGUCCCGGCUGCCGUGGAUCUCCACAACGCAUUAUAUUUCCUACAGCACCGAGGCCAAGAUGCUUGCGGUAUAGCCACAUGCGCUGCUGGAGGCCGCAUCUAUCAAUGCAAGGGCAAUGGUCGAGCAGAGGAUGUGUUCCAGAACGGCAAAAGUGUUGAGCAUUUGCUGGGCUCUAUGGGACUUGGCCAUUUGCGGUACCCAACUGCAGGCACCAGCUCAAGUGCUGAGGCUCAGCCUUUUUACGUCAAUUCGCCCUAUGGCAUAACCCUUGCGCACAAUGGCAACCUGAUCAACGCGCCGGAAUUACGCGCAUUCCUUGACGAGGAGGCACACCGGCACAUCAACACUGAUAGUGACAGUGAACUCAUGCUCAACAUCUUCGCGAGCGAACUGAACCACACUGGAAAGGCUCGUGUUAACGAGAACGAUUUGUUCAACGCACUCUCACGCAUGUAUGGACGAUGCAAGGGAGCCUGGGCAUGUACCGCUAUGAUAGCUGGCUUUGGCGUUUUGGGCUUCCGCGAUUCCUGGGGCAUCAGACCUCUCAUUAUUGGCGAACGCCCAUCUGCGACUUUACCUGGCGCAAUCGACUACAUGAUGGCAAGCGAAUCUAUCGCACUACGUCAGCUUGGAUUUGGAAAGUUCCGAGAUAUCAAACCAGGCGAGGCCGUCUUCAUCCAAAAGGGCGGACGACCAGUCUUCCGACAGGUGCAACCGGCUCUCAGUUACACUCCAGACAUCUUCGAGUACGUGUAUUUCGGCCGUCCCGACUCUAUCAUGGACGGAAUCUCUGUGCACAAGAGUCGUCAGGUGAUGGGCUACAAGCUAGCGAACAAAAUUCGAGAGCUUCUUGGUGAAGAGGCCAUCAAGGAGAUUGAUGCGGUGAUCCCUAUUCCAGAGACUGCGAACACCUCUGCUGCAUGUGUUGCUGAGAGUUUGGGCAAGCCAUAUUGUCAGGGCUUCGUGAAGAAUCGUUAUAUAUUCCGAACCUUCAUCAUGCCCGGCCAAGAAGAACGUACGAAAGGUGUCCGGAAGAAGCUCAGCCCUGUUCUGGACGAGUUCGAGGGGCGAUGUGUCCUUCUGGUUGACGACUCAAUUGUCCGAGGUACUACAAGUAGAGAGAUCGUGACGAUGGCCAGGGAGGCAGGGGCGAGAAAGGUCUACUUUGCUAGUUGCGCGCCGCCGAUUCGGUUCCCUCAUAUUUUUGGAAUCGAUUUGGCGGCAAAAUCCGACCUGAUUGCAACUGACCGGAACCGCCAGGCUAUAGCCAAAGAGAUUGGUGCUGAGGAAGUCUUCUACCAGGAUCUGAAAGACCUCGAAGAAGCAUGUGCUGAGUGUUCACCGGAAGACGGCCCCAAGAAUUUCGAAGUGGGAGUAUUCUGUGGCAAAUACGUCACGCCGGUCCCCGAUGGAUAUUUUGAGCAUCUGGAUGAGCUCCGAGGCAAGAAGAAACGC
Messenger RNA from Pseudomassariella vexata, 1500 nucleotides. Its product is annotated as amidophosphoribosyltransferase. Gene Ontology annotation, biological process: purine nucleobase biosynthetic process; purine nucleotide biosynthetic process. Gene Ontology annotation, cellular component: cytoplasm. The record is from RefSeq and is a predicted model, not a curated record. Gene Ontology annotation, molecular function: amidophosphoribosyltransferase activity. The transcript is spliced from 14 exons. The annotation marks the transcript as partial. NCBI's taxonomy places the organism in Eukaryota, Fungi, Ascomycota, Sordariomycetes, Amphisphaeriales, Pseudomassariaceae.